Molecule: messenger RNA, 1952 nt
Organism: Exaiptasia diaphana
Lineage: Eukaryota; Metazoa; Cnidaria; Anthozoa; Actiniaria; Aiptasiidae
Product: retinol dehydrogenase 7
Exons: 4
Coding region: 37-1026 (329 amino acids)
Molecular function (GO): oxidoreductase activity
Source: RefSeq, a predicted model, not a curated record
CGUCUGAUGAUCAAGGCAUAAAUACAACAAGACGCAAUGACGAGGAAAACACUUGGUGAUAUCACAGCUGUGGAGAACAUGCUACCCAUGUAUCUUUUGCUGCCAACAGCUUUCAUAGCACUGCUGGUCCUGCGUUAUUUGAUGCGGCUGUUGUUACCAAGGCCUCAAGUAACCGACUUUUACAGCAAGUAUGUCCUCAUCACCGGCUGUGAUUCAGGUUUUGGGAAAAUGACCGCAAUUCGCUUGGAUCGGUUAGGAUUCCGCGUUAUUGCUGCUUGUUUGACAGACCAAGGCAAAGAAAACAUCAAGAAAAUUUGCAGUGAUCGAUUGGUUAGCAUUAAUCUAGAUGUAACUAACUCGAAACAGAUCCACGAAGUGUUUGCCAAAGUCAAACAUCUUGUGUCAGAAAAAGGAAUAUGGGCAUUGGUCAAUAAUGCAGGCAUCAUAACUAAUGGCCCAAUAGAGUGGUUUAAAAUGGAAGACUUCAAACGAAUGGCUGAUGUGAAUCUGUGGGGUUUGAUUGAAGUCACACAAACAUUUCUUCCACUGGUGAAGAAGGCUGAAGGACGAGUAGUGAACGUGGGAAGCGUAGCAGGUAUCAUGACUGUUUUCAGUUUUGGUCCCUACUCGGUCACCAAAUAUGGAGUGGAGGCUUUUUCUGAUGCUCUUCGUAGAGAGAUGGUAGAACAUAAUGUCAAAGUGUCAAUCAUCGAGCCUCAGGCAUUCAGAACCCCAUUGGUUAAUGGACUCUGUGGAAAAAAGCUAGAUGAAUUGUGGGAUAGAUUGAGCGACGAGAAGAAAAGCGAGUUUAGUAGUGAUUGCCUUGAAAAAGCUCGCGAGGGUAUCAAGGGUAUUUUUGACAGAGGAUUGAAUGAAAACCCCAAGAUGGUAGUGGACGCCAUCACCGACGCUGUAUCGUCACGUGACCCACAGCCUCGUUACYUGGUCGGACCAUUUGCCAAGGUUUUCGCCUUUUCCUGUUUGCUYCCAACAUGGCUUCAAGAUCAUCUUCUCUCGCUGGCUUGAUUACUGUUGUUUUUUUAAUGUUAUGCUUUCCCACAAUGCAUCAUAGUACAAGAACGUGACACGAACAACUAUGACGUCAUUACAGUAUACUUAACAUUUKGACGUCACUUUGACAUAUUCAUAUAUUAUUAUACGUCAUUAUAGACAUCAUACACAUAUUUUGACGUCAUUCUGCUGAAGCUAUUCUAUAACGUGUGAAUGGCAUCGGAUCGUCGUAUUAUUUUGAUAUUAAAGUAUACAUUAUGACGUAGCACUAUGACAUCAUAUAACACCUUACAUAUCUAUAUCUAUAUACCAAUGAUUAUGAUCAGAAAUAUCAUCAUUAUACCAUUGUAUAUCAUAUCAUUAUAGUUGUAAACUGAGAGCACUGGAAUGCAUAAACUAAAAAAAUGAAAAAUGUUAGUAUUGUACUAUGUUAUGCGAAUUCCUUCUUUGUUUACUGUUGUCUAAUCUUCAUUAUACAGUUAUGUGAAAAGAACGAAGGAUUAACAUCCGAAACGUCAGUAAGUUUUUCCACAUACUUUUUUACGGUGUUAAAUUUAUCUUUUCACAUAACUGUUUCUUUAACAAACACCGACGCAGCUCACACUAGUUUACCGCUAGUUCCCACCAUUUUAAUCUUCAUUAGCUACGGUAUUAUUUGGCCAGAACUUUUUCAUGCUUUUAGUGUUUGCAAUCUACCAUAUAUCGAUGUAUAGAGUGGUAUUCAUAAACCCGUGAAACACACUUUAGCGUAUUUAUCGCUAUUACACUUUGGCUCUUUUGUUUUUUAUUGUCUCUACGCGACUAUUACGAUCUAUUACAAUCUAAUUAUUGCACUUUGUUUCACGCGUUUAUGAAAACCACUCUACUUAAUAUACUUAGCACUAUUACUAUAUAUUAUCUAUCAUGUCAUCAGCUAGCAUUAAAAAUGUCUUGUAUCUGAA